AUGCGCGAGUUGCGCCUUGAGAAGCUCGUUCUCAACAUUUGUGUCGGAGAGUCCGGAGACAGACUUACCCGUGCCGCCAAGGUGUUGGAACAGUUGACCGGUCAGACCCCAGUCUAUUCCAAAGCCCGUUACACCGUCCGUACCUUCGGUAUCCGUCGUAACGAAAAGAUUGCUGUCCACGUCACUGUCCGUGGCCCCAAGGCUGAGGAGAUCUUGGAGCGUGGUCUCAAGGUCAAGGAAUACGAGCUCAAGAAGUCUAACUUCUCUGAGACCGGCAACUUUGGCUUUGGUAUCCAGGAGCAUAUCGACUUGGGUAUCAAGUACGAUCCCUCCAUCGGUAUUUACGGUAUGGACUUCUUCGUCUGCAUGAACCGUCCUGGUAACCGUAUUACUAAGCGUCGCCGCGCCGUUGCCAAGAUUGGUCUUAAGCACCGUGUUACCAAGGAUGAGACCAUGAACUGGUUCAAGCAGCGUUUUGAUGGUAUCCUCACCAACCGCAAGUAA
Lobosporangium transversale is the source of this 504-nucleotide messenger RNA. Its product is annotated as ribosomal protein L5 domain-containing protein. Bases 1 to 504 code for a protein of 167 amino acids. Gene Ontology annotation, cellular component: ribosome; cytosolic large ribosomal subunit. Lineage: Eukaryota; Fungi; Mortierellomycota; Mortierellomycetes; Mortierellales; Mortierellaceae. Gene Ontology annotation, molecular function: RNA binding; structural constituent of ribosome. The record is from RefSeq and is a predicted model, not a curated record. The transcript has 2 exons. Gene Ontology annotation, biological process: translation.